AAAAUAUAAAUACAAAUACCGAAGCAGUAACCACAGUAAGAAGCCAAGUCAUCUUUAUUUUAUUUUAUCCGUAGCCAACCACGACCUUCAAGAGUUUUGAUCAGAAAAGCUCUCUCCUUCACUCUUCUUUUCGCUUCGUCGUCAGAAGGAGUUAUGGCAAAGAGUUACUUCAAGCAAGAACAUGAUCUUGGGAAGCGACGUGCAGAGGCUGCUAGGAUUAGAGAGAAGUACCCUGAUAGGAUUCCGGUGAUUGUGGAGAAGGCGGAGAGAAGUGAUAUACCCAAUAUAGAUAAGAAGAAAUACCUUGUUCCAGCUGAUCUGACUGUCGGACAAUUUGUCUAUGUCAUACGCAAAAGGAUCAAACUAAGUGCAGAAAAGGCAAUAUUUAUAUUCGUGGAUAAUGUGCUUCCACCUACAGGUGCAAUUAUGUCUGCCAUAUACGAAGAGAAAAAGGACGAGGAUGGAUUUCUCUAUGUCACUUACAGUGGGGAGAAUACUUUUGGGUGCUGCCUGUGACGUUCUGGCAUUACGUGGUUUCUCAGUGUAACCGCAUUUAAUUUCAUCGUAAUUGUCUUUUUCGCAUCCUCCUGACUAUUAUUUCUUCAUCGUGCAUAUUUUUAUAUAUUAUAAGACCUUGCAAGUGAUAUUAUGUACAGUUAUAAAAUCCGUAUAUAAGCCCUAGUACCUUGAUAA
This is a messenger RNA of Mangifera indica (mango), 693 nucleotides long. Its product is annotated as autophagy-related protein 8f. The transcript has 6 exons. The coding region runs from base 154 to 516 and encodes 120 amino acids. Lineage: Eukaryota; Viridiplantae; Streptophyta; Magnoliopsida; Sapindales; Anacardiaceae. Gene Ontology annotation, biological process: cellular response to nitrogen starvation. The record is from RefSeq and is a predicted model, not a curated record.